CCUUUCACAGGUGGAGCUGCUGUGCGUGGUUAACCAGAAUGUGAAAUUACAAAGAUCACAUUACAAAGUACGCCCUCUCUGUCUGAAACCUGGACCCCACCUUUGUUUUACUUUGUGUGCCCUUGUUUGGCAAAGGCUGUGGGCUGUUAAUCCCCGCCGUUUGGGGACGAGAGAGGAAGGCUUUCAUUCAGAGUGAAGACACUGGGCGGAACCACAGCGAGUCACUCCGGCCCCGGGAGUCAGAGCCGUCACCGCUCUGUAAGGCUGUCAGUGCGGCGAUGUGUUAGAGCCUGGGACUAGGCUGCCCUCCGGGAAGAUGGUCUCCUAUACAGUGACAGUGGCCACUGGUUCCCAGUGGUUUGCAGGCACGGAUGAUUAUAUUUACCUGACUCUGGUGGGAACUGAAGGCUGCAGCGAGAAAACCCUCCUGGAUAAACCCCUCUACAAUGACUUCGAGCGAGGAGCGGUAGACUCAUAUGAUAUGACAAUGUCGAAUGAUAUUGGCGAAAUCCUGUUGGUGAAGAUUGAGAAGCGCAAAUACUGGGUACAGGAUGAUUGGUACUGUAAAUACAUCACCGUAAAAACACCUUCUGGCGAGUACAUGGAGUUCCCAUGUUACCGAUGGAUUACUGAAGACAAGGAAAUUGAACUACGGGAUGGACGCGCUAGAUUACCACGCGAUGACCAGAUUCAAAUUGUCCGACAACACCGCCGCAGAGAACUCGAGGAGAGGCAGAAGAUGUACAGGUGGAAAGAAUGGCACCCAGGGUUCCCACUGAGUAUUGAUGCCAACUAUCACAGUGAGCUCCCCCGUGACAUCCAGUUUGACAGCGAGAAAGGAGUCGACUUUGUCCUGAACUACUCCAAAGCGAUGGAGAAUCUUUACGUGAAUCGCUUCAUGCACAUGUUUCAGUCUUCAUGGAGUGAUUUUGCGGACUUUGAGAAGAUCUUUGUUCGUAUUAGCAACACGAUUUCAGAGUACGUCAUGCAACACUGGCAGGAGGAUUUCAUGUUUGGAUACCAGUUCCUGAAUGGAUGCAAUCCCGUCAUCUUUAAGAAAUGCAACAGAUUGCCAGAGAAAUUCCCUGUCACCAACGAAAUGGUGCAGAUCUGCUUGGAACGGCAAUUGACGCUGGAAGAAGAAGUAGAGAAAGGAAACAUUUACUUGGCAGACUACGAGAUAAUGGAUGGGAUUCCUGCCAAUUGCACUGACCCCUGCACCAUCCAAUACCUGACAGCACCCAUGUGCCUGCUAUACAAUAACUCCCAAAAUAAACUGGUGCCCAUCGCAAUCCAGCUGAAACAAGAACCUGGGCCAGAUAAUCCCAUAUUCCUCCCCACUGAUGAUAAGUAUGAAUGGUUGUUGGCAAAAAUAUGGGUGAGGUCAACAGACUUUCACAUUCAUCAGACGGUCACCCAUCUCCUGAAGACUCACCUUAUGUCGGAAGUGUUUGGUAUAGCGCUCUAUCGACAGCUUGCAGCUGUCCACCCUCUGUUCAAGCUGUUGGUGCCUCAUGUUCGAUUUACCAUUGCAAUCAACACCAAAGCAAGGGAGCAGCUGAUCUGUGAGUGUGGCCUCUUUGACAAGGCGAAUGGCACAGGAGGAGGGGGCCAUGUUCGAAUGGUUCAGCGAGCCAUGUCCAGCCUCACCUAUAAAUCCUUCUGCUUUCCUGAGAGCAUCAAGAUGCGUGGACUAGACAGCACAGAGGCUCUUCCUUAUUACUACUACAGGGAUGACGGCCUGAGAGUCUGGGAGGCAGUCCAGAGUUUUGUCACUGAAGUGGUGAACAUCUACUAUGAUAAUGAUGAGGCUGUUCAGACAGACACAGAACUGCAGGCCUUCGUGAAAGAUGUUUUUGUGUAUGGGCUGAAGGACAAUAAAAGCACAGGCUUUCCCAAAACAAUCAAGACAAUUGAGAAGCUGAUUGAAUAUCUGACUGUGGUCAUCUUCACUGCCUCUGCUCAACAUGCUGCAGUCAACUUUGGCCAGUAUGAUUGGUGCUCGUGGAUCCCAAACUCUCCUCCCACAAUGCGGCAGCCCCCGCCCUGCAAGAAAGGUGUUGUGAAUGUGGAGUACAUCAUUGAGAGUCUGCCAGACAGAGGGCGCUCGUGCUGGCACCUGGGUGCUGUGUGGGCACUCAGCCAGUUUCAGGACAAUGAGCUCUUCCUUGGAAUGUAUCCAGAUGAACACUUCAUAGAAAAACCUGUCAAGGAAGCUAUUCAGAAUUUCCAAGCGCACCUUCAAGAAAUUACACAUCGCAUUGCAGAACGCAAUAAGGAUAAGAAGCUCCCAUAUUACUACUUCUCUCCAGACAGAAUCCCCAACAGUGUGGCAGUCUAAGGGUCUGAUAUACCUCAAACAGAGAGAGAGAGAGAAUCUAGUCAAUUGGAAUAGGCAGAAAAUCAGACAGAGGAUCUCUGCUUCCUGCUUUACAUGUUUUGCAGUCAGCCCCUCUUGUUAAAAUCAUCGCUUCUGAUUUCUUUUUAACCAUCUUCUGUUUAAAGUGUUGGUGAGAAUGUGAGGUUUUAGCUUUGUCAGGCUUUGGUGCAUUGAGCACAGGCAACCCUGCUUUAACCCUGAGAGUUCCUUACCCUCAAUCCUGGAGGUAAAGCUCCCCAAAUUUACCUCAGCGCAAGCUAGUGAAGAAAAUCUGGGCCCCUGGUUAUUCUAAUUUGGUUCUUGGUUUGUAACAUUUUAAACUUGUUUCAUCUUUUGGAAUGCCGUAUUUAUUGCCCAUCUCUAUUUGCCCCUGAAAAGAUGGUGAGAAGGUGGCUUUCUUGAUCCAGUGCAGUCCUUAAGGCAAGAGUGUUUGUUGUUAUGUGGGAUGGUCCAGGAUUUUGAUCUGGCAACAAUGAAGGAAUGGAGAGCUGAAUCCAAAUUUGCUGCACAAUGGCUCAAUGGUUAGCGCUGCAGCCUGACAGUGCCAAGACCCCAUGUUCAAUCCCACCUUCGAGUGACUGCCUGUGUGGACUUUUUACGUUCUCCCUGUGUCUGUGCCUACUUCUUCUGAGUGCCUUGAUUUUUUCCCACAGUCCAAAGAUGUGCAGUCUGGGUGGAUUAGCCAGGGGAAAUGUGGGGUUAGAGGGUAGAUGGGUGGGUCUGGAUGGGAUGUUCUUUGGCGGGUUGGUGUGGACUUGAUGGGCCGAAUGGCCUGCUUCCACAAUGUAAGGAUUCUCUAUGAUUCUAAGUCAAGAUGACAUUUAAUUCAUGAAGGGAGUUGAAGGUGGUGGGCUUCUUGUGACAAUACUAUCCUCAUCCUCAUUGACAACUGUUGCCAAGUUGGAGAAUUCUAUCACAUUAUGUUUAAAAACAAACACAACAGCAAUCCCUUGUCACCAAGGAGUGCUUCUUUAACCAGAUUGUCUUCUAACCAGGCAGUUAGCUGCAAUGAGGAAAUCAUUUGAGUAGACCAGGGUAGCUCUGAAUGUUCCAUAUUUCACACCCGACACAAUUCUCUUGAGAACUGUCCAGUUGAACCCACAUCAGCGACAGCCCUUUUGGGAGAAGAUUCUAAGCUUCCACUUGUUCUUGUGUGCAUAGAUUUUCUGAUCAUUGGAAUGUUUUCACUCUGGUUAUAAACAGGUUACAAAAGUGUUCCAUUUUUACAAAACGCGCUAAGGUUUAUAGGUUUGACAAGAAGCAACUCAAGUGAAAUUGUUUUACUUUAUAUCUGUUUCUGUUUCCCUUUCUCUGUAAUCUCCUCCAACCCUUCAACUCUCUGAGCUCCGCACACCACCCAUUCUGGACAUGACUUCAUUCUCCAUUUUAAUUGCUCUAUCACAGGUGACUGUCUGUUGGCUAGGUCCGAAACUCUGGAAUUGUCCUUUGCGUCUGCUCCUCGCAUUCCUCUUUGAGAGGUUCCACCAAACUUUGAUCAAGCUUUUGAUAUCUAUCCCCAUAUUAUCUUAUGAGACUCAGCAUAACAGAUUGCUUCAUAAAAAUCCUCCAUGUUUUAUUGCAGCAAAGGUGCAGGAUGAGUGCAAAUUGUUGUUACUUCAGCAGAGUGUCUGCAGGAGCAAUUUUAAUAUCGAGUGUUAUUUAGUAGGGUCAUAGAUAUAGGAGCCAAAGUAGGCCAUUCAGUCCACUCGUCAGCUGUGCCAUUUUGUAAACUCAUGGCCAUUUGGAGGGCAGUGUUUAGAACAGUCAGUAUGGGAUACAGCCACUUAUGGAGAGCUCCUGUAAAGGGCGUGGCAUAGCUCCUUCAUGGGAAAGGCUAUACGUGUCAAGAAUGAGAAGGAGUGUUAUGGAGUGAUAGAUAUGAGACACAGUAAACAACAGCACAUGACGUAGCACAUUUCUGAAGAAGGGUCCUCACUUGAAACAUCAACUUUCCUGCUCCUCUGAUGCUGCCUGGCCUGCUGUGUUCACCCAGCUCCACGCUGUGUUAUCUCUAGCACAUAGCUUAGAUCUGUAUCCCAUGCCCGAACCCUCAACAAACUUUCCCUUUUCAAAAUGACCAUCUCAUCACACAUACAAAAUUAAUGGGAAGGAGUUCUCUUUAACAGAAUGUGGAUGUUACUGGUUGGGCCAACAUUUAUUGUGAAUCCCUAAUUGCCAUUGAGCUGCCUGGCUUGCUGGUGCAUUUCAAAGAGUAGUUAAAAGACAACUGCAUCACCGUGGCUGUGGAAUCAUGUUGGGCAAACCAGGUAAGGAUUGCAGUUUCCCUCCCUCAAGUGAACCAGAUCAUUUUUAAUCAGUCCAUCAUAGUUGUCAUGGGCACAAUCACUGAGACUAGUUUUCAAUUUCAGAUGUACUUAUUGAAUUUAAGUUCUGCCAACUGCCUUGGGGGGGAUUUGAACCCACAAAUCCAGAGCAGUAGUCUGGGUCUUUGGAUUCCCAUUCCAGGGACAUUAUCACCUUAGCUGUGAACAGAUGCUUUGUAACAUUGUAGUAAAUCUUGACACGACCAACCCCCCCCCCCCAUCUCCCGCUUCUCACCCCACCAGCACUUAUUCAUAAAAGUGUGGUCCACCAGUUCAUUGUCUAUAACAAAGGCCCAUUCUGGUGAACCUAUAUUACAGACUGUAAUGCCAAACUGUCCCUUCCUGAGAAAUAGCACCCAGAUCUGUAAACAGUCCUUUGGAUAGGGUUAAACUAGAGCUGGAUAAAUAAACAAACAUGAUAACCAUCACCUCACUCUGCAUCCCACUCUUCUAAGGUGAAAAAUCAACAUUAUCUUUUGAGAUAACAAAGUGUGGAGCUGGAUGAACACAGCAGGCCAAGCAGCAUUUUAGGACCAGAAAAGCUGAUGUUUCGGACCUAGACCCUUCAUCAGAAAAGAGUCUCUCUCCCACUGCAACUCUCUUGUAGGACCUCUCUCCCACUGCAACUCUCUUGUAGGACCUCUCUCCCUCUGCAACUUUCUUGUAGGAUCUCUCUCCCUCUGCAACUCUCUUGUAGGACCUCUCUCCCUCUGCAACUCUCUUGUAGGAUCUCUCUCCCUCUGCAACUCUCUUGUAGGACCUCUCUCCCUCUGCAACUCUCUUGUAGGAUCUCUCUCCCUCUGCAACUCUCUUGUAGGACCUCUCUCGCACUGCAGCUCUCUUGUAGGAUCUCUGUCCCACUGCAACACUCUUGUACUUUGUUAUCUCGGUUUCUCCAGCAUCUGCAGUUCCCAUAAUCUCUGAUACAUUCUCUUUUGUGCCUGUUCACUUGUUUGGAGUGUUUUCUGUGCAUAGUUGCCAGCUUCUGAACUAUUUAGACAUUCCUUUAGGCCAAUGAAGAAGAAAUCAGACUGGCUCACUAUUUAACUCCGUCUGUGUUGGUUUCUCCGUGGCCACAACAACUGAGAGAGAGCCCAAGACAGCUCCUAAUGGACACCACCAGCAGCAUUUCCUCUAACUUUCUUCUGGGCUGCAUGAGCCUCUAAAGUAACACCACUCACUGUGUGCAGAGCAUCAGAGCUACUGUGUGCAUGCAUUUUAGAGAGAACUUCGAGCACUGUCGCAUCCCAUUGAUUGGACUUAAUAUUGUUUAUUCCAACUCUGUUUCCUCCCACCAAACCAAUUCCAGAGAAAUGCCUAAAGGUGGUGUUUUAUUUUUGUUCAUGGUCAGUUUUGUGGAACCUUGUUGAAUGCCAUUUGCACACCUUCAUAAAAACCUGUAAACACAGCCACAUCCACCAAGUUAGUUACCAUCUUACAAUAUUUAACCAGGUUUCCUAGAACUGACUUACUCUUUACGAAAGCAUGUUGGAUCUCUCUCAUUUCUUAUCUAUCCAAUUAUGCAUAUUCAUCCUGUGCCAAAUAAAAAUAGAAUAUGGAGAUGAUUUUAAAUUUCUAGUUUAUCACCUUCUCUUAGAUUAUGAAGUGUCUUUGUAAUUUUCCAGUCUAUGGGAACAAUCCCAGAAUUAAAAAAAGCUUUGGACAGUCAUAACUCUCUGGAGCAUGUACGAUUUUCCCAGUUUCUUGCUUUAACAUUGUGGAAUGGGAAUGUAUAAAGGGGGUUUACUAAUGAAGAGUUUACUAAUGAAGAUAAUGGUUCCAGUGAUGACACAAUGUCACAGCAGUAUGUCAACAAAGUGACCUCUUGCUGGGGUCUAGUCCAGCUGAUAUUUAAACUCGGGGGGUAAGUCACUAAGCCAGAAAUUAGCCUGAACAUCAUCUGAUGUAAUAAGGAGGAAGAUAGUCUCCAUGAACCAUUGCAACGGGCAGUAUGAGCUUCUACAACGAAAACAGGGAGAUGCCUCUGGAUUAAAGAUGGAAACUCUUGCUUUAGACCCUUCUGUAUUAUAAUGCUACACUUUUGAUAGUUCAUUUUUGGUAUUACAAGCUCAUAAAAUAUGGAAUGCUUCCAUUAAAGAUGUCUUUAUAAAUGUUG
Molecule: messenger RNA, 6820 nt
Organism: Stegostoma tigrinum
Lineage: Eukaryota; Metazoa; Chordata; Chondrichthyes; Orectolobiformes; Stegostomatidae
Product: polyunsaturated fatty acid 5-lipoxygenase
Exons: 14
Coding region: 317-2341 (674 amino acids)
Biological process (GO): linoleic acid metabolic process; lipid oxidation
Cellular component (GO): nuclear envelope
Molecular function (GO): arachidonate 5-lipoxygenase activity; protein binding; iron ion binding
Source: RefSeq, a predicted model, not a curated record